AAAAUUCGUCAACCAAUGACGGCUGGCAGAGGGCGGGUCUAAGGAGCCUCAUCGAGACACGUACUGAAGCACUGUACGUACGUUAGAAAAUGGACCUUCAUGGACACAGGGCGACGAAGCCAAGGGCGCGUGCGGCUCCUCCUGCUGGUGAACCGAUGCUGUUUGAUGACACCAGUUCCGGGGCCCCCCAGGUGCCCAACCAGGGCUACUACAACUCCUCGUACAACAUGAGCGGGCCUGCGGGCGGAGGGGGCGUUGGCGGGCCCCCCAUGGGCAACAUAUUCAACGACCCCAUGGCCAACGUCGCCAUGGCGUACGGUUCCUCCUUCGCCGACAAGGGAAGGGACAUGGUCAACAAAGAGUUAAACCGGUUUGUUUCAGUGAACAAGCUGAAACACUUUUUUGAGGUGGAUACGAAAUACGUCAUCAAGAAGCUGGUGCUCCUCAUGUUCCCUUACACACACCAGGACUGGGAGGUGCGAUACCACAGAGAUACUCCCCUGCCUCCCCGACACGAUGUGAACGCUCCCGACCUCUACAUACCCUCUAUGGCCUUCAUUACCUAUAUUUUACUAGCUGGGAUGGCCCUUGGAAUCCAGAAAAGGUUCAGUCCAGAGGUGCUGGGUCUGUGUGCCAGCACGGCGCUGGUGUGGAUGGUCAUCGAGGUCUUGGCCAUGCUGCUGUGCCUCUACCUGCUCACAGUGCACUCUGACCUCUCGACCUUUGACCUCAUCGCAUACAGUGGCUACAAAUAUGUCGGGAUGAUCUUCACCGUGCUGUGUGGACUCCUGUUUGGCAGCGACGGCUACUUUGUUGCUUUGGCAUGGAGCUCCUGUGCACUCAUGUUCUUUAUAGUCCGCUCCCUGAAGAUGAAGAUCCUGUCCUCACUAUCGUCCGACUCCAUGGGCGCAGGAGCGAGCGCCAAGCCCCGCUUCCGCCUCUACAUCACCAUGGCGAUCGCCAUCUUUCAGCCCGUCAUCAUCUAUUGGCUGACCUCCCACCUGGUCAGGUGACCUGCUGUGAUGUCUCACACUCAUCAUCACCUGUUGUUGCCAUGGAACUUUGAAAUCAUAUAAUGUCCCUUUGACGACCCGUCGCAAAACUUUUACUACGACUUGCCUUUAUUAGCCAUUGUAUCAGAAUGGCGUGUGUAGAUAUUUGCACGUAGGUGGUCUGUUUUUUGUUUUCUUUUUUUUGGAAAGAGCGUCCAAAAAAGGUUGAUCAAUUUCGCAAAGAAACCCAUAUUGAAUUUGGUACUACAUGCAUAGGAAGAAUGGUUAUCUCCUUGCAAAAAAGUCUUCAAUGUUAAGGGUUUUGUUUUUGUUUUGAAGCAGAAAUGGACAUUUUAGAACCUUGUAAGCUCAUUUUCCAUGAUUGUAUGGCCUAAACUGAAACGGACAGCCGGCAACCAAAAUGAAUGACCAAUGAAAGAAUCUGAGGAGAUUGCAGACUGUUUUGUCAACAUCAAAUACAAAUUUGUAUUCCUCCAUUACCUUCCUGGGGUAUUCCAGGAAGCUGGUUCGGCAGUAAACCAGAGGGGCUAUUCCGAGAAGAUGGUUAAGUGAUAAACCAGGUUAAGCUGCUGUACAGGAAGUGGUAAAUCUGCUAGGAGAUGGCCCACAAGCGUCAUUUAGUUAAUAAAAUGGGGACUCCCAUGGUCUUCUAUUAGAUAAUUUACCACUACCUCAUGGUUGACUUAACCUGUUGUACUACUGAGUCAGGCUCUUGGAAUACUCAAGCUGGUUCAGUAGUAAACCAGGUUAAGUUAACAGUGAGGUAGUGGUAAAUCGCCUAAUAGAAGAGCCCAGUGCUAAUUUUGUUAAUUAGACAAUGCUGGAACUCUAUCUAUUAUUAGAUUUACCUCUUCUUGUAAGUUAACUUGACCAGGUUUAUCUCUUAACCAUGUCCUUGGAAUACCCCCUUGGAUUGACUCUCUCUGCUAAAAUAAUGUGUAUGUUGUGGUGCACACACCUGUAACUCCUUUUCUAUUUAUCUUAUACGUGCUACCAGAAGCAUGAACAGCAGUGUUUUGAUUUUUGUAGUAAAAUAAAAACAGAAUGUUUGAAUUUCA
Messenger RNA from Engraulis encrasicolus (European anchovy), 2071 nucleotides. RefSeq names its product Yip1 interacting factor homolog A (S. cerevisiae) (gene yif1a). The record is from RefSeq and is a predicted model, not a curated record. Bases 90 to 1013 code for a protein of 307 amino acids. Gene Ontology annotation, cellular component: endoplasmic reticulum membrane; COPII-coated ER to Golgi transport vesicle; Golgi membrane. Gene Ontology annotation, biological process: endoplasmic reticulum to Golgi vesicle-mediated transport. Lineage: Eukaryota; Metazoa; Chordata; Actinopteri; Clupeiformes; Engraulidae. The transcript is spliced from 9 exons.